UAAAUUUUCAGAAUGGCCUCAAAGCUCAAACCUUUCACCAAUCUCCGUCGCUACAAACCAUCUCCACUCAACCAGAACCGAUCACUAUCCUCAAACCCCACUUCCCAAUCGAACUACAGGAAGCAAACCUCACUCGCGAACCUCCUCCAACGUCACGGUUUCCCUCCCUCAUCUCUCCGACACUUCCUCUCACGAAACACCUUCCUCUCAAACUCAGAUCUAUCCGAAACCGAAGCUUCUCUCUCCAUCUUACUAUCCCUCAAACUCCCUCAGAAACAACUCGUCUCCUUGAUCAACGACUGCCCCAACGUCCUCCGACCAAACUUCCUUAGAAAAUGGAAACUUCCUCUCUCGGGGACCAUCUCCUCUUCAGCAAUCAAAACCGUCCUCGAACACUCGAGUAGAUUCGGAAUCAACCCAGAUAAGUUUCACGAAUGCACUAACGUCCUUAAAGGUUUAGGCUUUUGCGAUAGUACUGUAAGUAAAGUUCUUGAAGCCUUCCCUAACGUUCUUGCACUGAACGAGGUUGAAAUCCACAGAAAGGUUGAGUUUUUGAUUGGAAUCGAUGUUCCUAACGUUGAGAGGUUCUUUCACGUUUUCCCCGAGAUCUUAGGGAUUAGUAUUGACUCUAAGCUUAAGCCGUUACUCGAUGAGUUUAUAAGGAUCGGGUUUAGUAAAGAGGAGAUCAAGAAAGAGAUUUUCAGAGAGCCGAGGGUUCUUGGUUUAGAGUUGGGAGAGCUUUCAAGAUGUUUGGAGUUGAUCAAGUCGUUGAAAUGCCGUGAAGUGAUUAAAGAUGAGAUUCUUAAAGAAGGAUUGUUUCGUGCAGGGUUUGAAGUGAAGGUUAGAGUUGAUUGUUUAUGCAGACACGGGUUGAUUCGGAGAGAGGCCUUCAAGGUUGUGUGGAAAGAGCCGAGGGUGGUUUUGUACGAGGUGGAUGAGGUAGAGAAGAAGGUUGAGUUUGAGUGAACUGUUGCAGGAACCUAUUCCAGUUACGCAACUUGUAAGGGAAACAGCUACUGUGAUGCAAGAGUUCAGUUCACUCAAUCAGGGUAAAUACAUUUGGAGAUCUAUAUGGUUACUUCCUCCUAUACUACUCUCAACAGGGUUAAGAAGAAUGCUAAAGCAAAACAUGGCUGGGUACUAUGACAAGGGUCCACAGUUGUAUCAGACAUUUCUUGAGAAGAGGUACACUGAAGACAUGGAACUUGAUGACGCCAUUCACACUGCGAUAUUGACAUUGAAGGAAGGUUUCGAGGGAGAAAUCUCAAGCAAAAACAUUGAGAUUGGCGAAAUUGGUGCUGACAAAGUGUUUAGGUAACGUCUUCAAACUAAUAGAAAUCAAAAGAAUCUAUGCUAUCUGCCAUCAAAGAGGCUGUUGUUAUGUGUAGGGUGCUAACUCCGGUUACUUUGCUGAAGUCGAGUAAACUUUCAGUUGGCCGUGCAACAAACCAGGAUUUGAAUCCCAAAUACUAUCUUUUGUUUCUUCUUGCUGGUUGCACAAACUUGUUGGUUAGAUUAUUGCUUCUGUAAAACGUUUGGAGCUUGUUAAGACUCGGAGACCAAUUUGGAUUAUGUCUUCUUUUUCAUGAAAUGUCUCUCCCACAAUCAGAGAGAUUACUUGGGCCAAAAUGAGAAAAGAGAAGUAAAAUCAGCUAAUCUGAGCCAUUUUUGGUUUACAUGAAUGAGAGAUAGUUCUUCAGCAACUUAGAUGUAAAGUUUAUUUUUUUGGAUUAUGUCUUCUUUUGUCAGCAAGUCUUGU
Brassica oleracea var. oleracea is the source of this 1759-nucleotide messenger RNA. Its product is annotated as proteasome subunit alpha type-2-A-like. Gene Ontology annotation, molecular function: double-stranded DNA binding. Bases 13 to 966 code for a protein of 317 amino acids. Gene Ontology annotation, biological process: regulation of DNA-templated transcription. The record is from RefSeq and is a predicted model, not a curated record. The transcript has 5 exons. NCBI's taxonomy places the organism in Eukaryota, Viridiplantae, Streptophyta, Magnoliopsida, Brassicales, Brassicaceae. Gene Ontology annotation, cellular component: proteasome core complex.